Sorex fumeus (smoky shrew) is the source of this 5607-nucleotide messenger RNA. RefSeq names its product bromodomain containing 4 (gene BRD4). The transcript has 19 exons. The coding region runs from base 127 to 4233 and encodes 1368 amino acids. The record is from RefSeq and is a predicted model, not a curated record. Gene Ontology annotation, biological process: chromatin remodeling; positive regulation of transcription elongation by RNA polymerase II. NCBI's taxonomy places the organism in Eukaryota, Metazoa, Chordata, Mammalia, Eulipotyphla, Soricidae. Gene Ontology annotation, cellular component: nucleus; chromatin.
GGCGGCGGCGGCGGCGGCGGCGGCGGCGGCGGCAGGAGGGCUGUUUGUUCUGCUCUCCCGCAGCCGGGGAGCCCGAGCGGCGGCGGCGAGCGGAGUCCUGGUGAAGAAUGUGAUGGGAUCGGUAGCAUGUCUGCGGAGAGCGGCCCUGGGACGAGAUUGAGAAAUCUGCCCGUGAUGGGGGAUGGACUAGAGACUACCCAGAUGUCCACGACGCAAGCCCAGGCCCAGCCCCAGCCAGCCAACGCCGCCAGCACCAACCCCCCGCCCCCAGAAACCUCCAACCCCAACAAGCCCAAGAGGCAGACCAACCAGCUCCAGUACCUGCUCCGCGUGGUGCUCAAGACGCUAUGGAGACACCAGUUUGCGUGGCCUUUCCAGCAGCCUGUGGACGCCGUCAAGCUGAACCUCCCUGAUUACUACAAAAUUAUCAAGCAGCCAAUGGAUAUGGGAACAAUAAAGAAGCGCUUGGAAAACAACUAUUACUGGAACGCUCAGGAAUGUAUCCAGGACUUCAACACGAUGUUUACGAAUUGUUAUAUCUAUAACAAGCCUGGAGAUGACAUAGUCUUAAUGGCAGAAGCUCUGGAAAAGCUCUUCUUGCAAAAAAUCAAUGAAUUGCCCACAGAAGAAACGGAGAUCAUGAUAGUGCAGGCGAAAGGACGCGGGCGCGGGAGGAAAGAAGCAGGGACAGCAAAGCCCGGCGUGUCGACGGUACCGAACACGACACAGGCAUCGACACCGCCGCAGACCCAGGCCCCUCAGCAGAACCCUCCACCUGUGCAGCCCACACCUCACCCCUUCCCCUCCGUCACCCCAGACCUCAUCGUCCAAACACCUGUCAUGACGGUGGUGCCGCCCCAGCCCUUGCAGACGCCCCCACCAGCGCCCCCACAGCCACCUCCCGCACCUGCUCCCACCCCCCAGCCAGUGCAGAGCCAUCCACCCAUCAUUGCGGCCACCCCGCAGCCCGUGAAGACAAAGAAAGGCGUGAAGAGGAAAGCGGACACCACCACCCCCACCACCAUUGACCCCAUUCUUGAGGCACCCCUGCUGCCCCCUGAGCCCAAGGCCACCAAGCUGGGCCCCCGGCGGGAGAGCAGCCGGCCAGUGAAAGCCCCCAAGAAGGACGUGCCCGACUCACAGCAGCACCCGGCAGCGCCGGACAGGAGCACCAAAGUGUCGGAGCAGCUUCGAUGCUGCAGCGGCAUCCUCAAGGAGAUGUUCGCCAAGAAGCACGCGGCCUACGCCUGGCCCUUCUACAAGCCCGUGGACGUGGAGGCCCUGGGCCUGCAUGACUACUGCGACAUCAUCAAGCACCCCAUGGACAUGAGCACUAUCAAGUCAAAGCUGGAAGCCCGCGAGUACCGUGACGCUCAGGAAUUUGGUGCUGACGUCCGAUUGAUGUUCUCCAACUGCUACAAAUAUAACCCUCCUGACCAUGAGGUGGUGGCCAUGGCCCGAAAGCUUCAGGACGUAUUCGAGAUGCGCUUUGCCAAGAUGCCAGAUGAGCCUGAGGAGCCUGUGGUGGCUGUGUCCUCCCCGGCGGUGCCACCCCCCACGAAGGUGGCUGCUCCCCCCUCGUCCAGUGACAGUAGUAGCGACAGCUCCUCAGACAGUGACAGCUCCACCGACGACUCAGAGGAGGAGCGUGCCCAGCGGCUGGCUGAGCUCCAGGAGCAGCUCAAGGCCGUGCAUGAGCAGCUCGCAGCCCUCUCCCAGCCCCAGCAAAACAAACCAAAGAAAAAAGAGAAAGACAAGAAGGAGAAGAAAAAGGAAAAGCACAAAAAGAAAGAGGAGGUGGAGGAGAGUAAGAAGAGCAAAGCCAAGGAGCUUCCUCCCAAAAAGACGAAGAAGAACAGCGGCGGCGGCCCCGCCAGCAAGAAGGAGCCGGCGCCCACCAAGAGUAGACCCCCGCCCACGUACGAGUCUGAGGAGGAGGACAAGUGCAAGCCCAUGUCCUAUGAGGAGAAGCGGCAGCUCAGCCUGGACAUCAACAAGCUGCCAGGCGAGAAGCUGGGCCGCGUGGUGCACAUCAUCCAGUCGCGUGAGCCCUCGCUCAAGAACUCCAACCCCGACGAGAUCGAGAUUGACUUCGAGACGCUGAAGCCGUCCACGCUGCGUGAGCUUGAGCGCUAUGUCACCUCCUGCCUGCGGAAGAAGCGGAAGCCCGCAGCCGAGAAGGUGGAUGUGAUGGCAGGCUCCUCCAAGAUGAAGGGCUUCUCGUCGUCGGAGUCGGAGAGCACCAGCGAGUCCAGCUCCUCUGACAGCGAAGACUCGGAAACAGACAUGGCUCCAAAGUCAAAAAAGAAGGGGCACCCUGGGAGGGAGCAGAAGAAGCACCAUCACCACCACCAUCAGCAGAUGCAGCCGGCCCCGGCCCCUGUGCCCCAGCAGCCCCCACCACCUCCCCAGCAGCCAGCGGCACCCCCCGCGCCCCCGCAGCCCCCUCAGCAGCCGCCACCACCGCCACCCCCGCCCUCACUGCCGCAGCAGGCGGCGCCCAGCUUGAAGCCCUCGCCGCCCUUCAUGGCCACGCAGGUGCCCGUGCUGGAGCCCCAGCUCCCGGGCGGUGUCUUCGACCCCAUCAGCCACUUCGCCCAGCCCAUCCUGCACCUGCCCCCGGCGCCCGAGCACAGCACUCCGCCUCACCUCAACCAGCACUCGGUGGUCUCCCCGCCAGCUUUGCACAACGCACUGCCCCAGCAACCGUCACGGCCCAGCAACCGAGCCGCCGCCCUGCCCCCCAAGCCUGCCCGGCCCCCGGCAGUGUCCCCUGCCCUGACCCAGCCCCCCAUGCUCCCGCAGCCACCCCAAGUGCUGCUGCAGGAGGACGAGGAGCCGCCUGCUCCGCCCCUCACCUCCAUGCAGAUGCAGCUGUACCUGCAGCAGCUGCAGAAGGUGCAGCCGCCUGCCCCACUACUCCCUUCCGUGAAGGUGCAGUCUCAGCCCCCGCCCCCCCUGCCGCCCCCGCCGCACCCCUCUGUGCAGCAGUUGCAGCCGCCACCACCGCCCCCUCAGCCACAGCCUCCGCCCCCCCAGCCACACCAGCCCCCGCCACGGCCUGUGCACAUGCAGGCACUGCCGUUCCCCACGCACAUCCAGCCACCGGCACCCAGCCAGCAGCCACCCCACCCACCACCCGGCCAGCAGCCGCCGCCGCCGCCACAGCCCGCCAAACCACAGCAAGUCAUCCAGCACCACCCCUCGCCCCGGCACCACAAGUCGGACCCCUAUUCGGCCGGUCACCUCCGAGAAGCCCCAUCCCCGCUGAUGAUACAUUCCCCCCAGAUGCCACCGUUCCAGGGCCUCACUCACCAUUCACCACCCCAGCAGAACGUGCAGCCCAAAAAGCAGGUACAGGGCAGGGUGGCACCAGACAGGGGCUGGGGCCAGGGCCGGCUCCCGCCCACCUCACCGGUCGUGGUGCCUGUGCCCACGCAGGAGCUGCGUGCCGCCCCUGUGGUCCAGCCCCAGCCCCUGGUGGUGGUGAAGGAGGAGAAGACCCACUCGCCCGUCGUCCGCAGCGAGCCCUUCAGCCCCUCGCUGCGGCCAGAGCCCCCCAAGCAUCCCGAGAGCAUCAAGGCCCCCGUCCACCUGCCCCAGCGGCCCGAGAUGAAGCCCGUGGAUGUCGGGAGGCCAGUGAUCCGCCCCCCGGAACAGAACGCACCCCCACCAGGGGCCCCCGACAAGGACAAGCAGAAACAGGAACCCAAGACACCCGUUGCACCCAAAAAGGACCUGAAAAUCAAGAACAUGGGCUCUUGGGCCAGCCUGGUGCAGAAGCAUCCCACCACCCCAUCCUCCACCGCCAAGUCAUCCAGUGACAGCUUCGAACAGUUCCGCCGCGCAGCGCGGGAGAAGGAGGAGCGGGAGAAGGCCUUGAAGGCCCAGGCCGAGCAUGCGGAGAAGGAGAAGGAGCGGCUGCGGCAGGAGCGCAUGAGGAGCCGAGAGGACGAGGAUGCGCUGGAGCAGGCGCGGCGUGCCCACGAGGAAGUGCGCAGGCGCCAGGAGCAGCAGCAGCAGCAGCGCCAGGAGCAGCAGCGCCAGGAGCAGGCAGCCGCAGCCACUGCCCCCCAGGCCCAGAGCUCCCAGCCCCAGUCCAUGCUGGACCAGCAGCGGGAGCUGGCCCGGAAGCGGGAGCAGGAGCGGAGACGCCGGGAAGCGAUGGCAGCUACAAUCGACAUGAAUUUCCAGAGCGAUCUGCUGUCAAUAUUUGAGGAGAAUCUUUUCUGAGAACACCUCAGUGACUUCUGACUUUGAUUUUCUGGCAAAACAUUGACUCUCCAUAGUGUUAGCGGCGGCAGUAGCCGCGGCCAGGGCUGUGUCCGGGCAGGCCUGACGGGCAGCUGGGGAUGGCGGAACCUGUCUGCCUUACAGCCAGCGGACGUCCCUCCACCCGCCACCCUCACGGACGUCAGCUCAGAGCACGCCUCGCCACGAGCAAGUGCCGGCCAGACCCCAGCCCCGCACCCUGCGUCUGGGACGGGCCCUUCUCUCCGCCAAAUGUCUGCACAGUGUACACAGGACGCUGCCGCCGCCUGACUGGUUUCCUAUCCCUAAGAAAGUGACGUUUGUGGCAUCCUGCCCGCAGGGGUCACCCCCCAGCCCAGCUGUGGCGCCCAGCAGCUGCUGUGGGUGGGGCGCCGGCCCACCCCUUGCUGGCUCUGACUUUGCCUUGAACAGACCCCGCCCACCCUCCCCCACAAGCCUUUAAUCGAGAGCCACUCUCUGUAAGUGUUUGCUUGUGCGAAAGGGAAUAGUGCCGUGGAGGAGCAAGGCGACUGUCACGUGUGGGCCAGCCCGCCAGUGAGCGAGGCCACCAACCAAAGUCACUUCCUCCCCUCCUGUGGUUCUGGGUUUGGUUUUUUGUUUUUUUUUGGGGGGGGGGGGUGUUUUUUUCCUAUAUAUAUUUUUUGCUGGAUUCUAUUUUAUUUUUGACUCUCUUCUCCAGGCACACUGGCACUGCUUCUCUCCGGAAAGGUGUGAUGGUCUCCUCACGGAGUGGCGGCUACGUCGCCGUGGCAGUGUGUGGCCGUGUGUGGCCGUGGUUGUCCUGUGCAGUGAACAUAGUGGGCGUCUUUGUUUGAAGUCUGUCAGUGACUCCACCAAACUGGUGUAAAAAGGAAACUCAAAAAAUCCACAAAAAAAAACAAAACACAAAAUAGGAAAAAAAAACACCCUAUAUUUUACUCGGUUUCAACCUUUAUUAGUCUAUUUUUAGUUAUAAACCAGAAAGCUGCAUUCCCCCUUCCCACCCUCGUUUCUUGGCUUUUUUUUUUUUUUUAACAUCAGGUCUGUUUUAAGUUGGUGGGUUUUUUUGUUUGUUUGUUUAUUUUUACCAGGAAACAAAGGGCCAGGGGACAAGGUGGGUCCUGGGACCCCAGACCGUUCCCACAGCUGGCUGCCCUUCCUUCCCCUCCCCCACCCCCUUUUUUAAUUUGGUAAUUGGAGCCCUCACGAGGUCAGUGUGCCAUGAGAUUCCCCCUCCACCAUGGCGCUGGUGCCUCAGUGCUGGCCAAACACGGAGUCACUCACUGGUUUGACUUUGACGGUGAAUAUGCAUUUGGUCUGUACUGAUCAUGGAAUAAACACAUCUCUCUUUUGUAA